UCAUCUCAACAAGGCAGCCCCAUGUGGUCAAAUUCACAUAAAAUAGUUUUAAAAACAAAGGAUCUCUUUCAUUUGGUAAAAUGCCAACUUAAGAGGGGAAGAUGGGGAAAAUCCAACAUAGAGAGAAACUGCCAACUGCCAAGUCAUUAGUCAAUGUCAAACCCAGAAGGGGUAUUUCUGUAAAUUCGACAUGUAGAGAAACUGCAAGUAAUCUCUUUUGGUAUACGUUAUAUAAACCAAUCAAUAUGUAUUUAGAAAUGGUGUCAGGUUGAUUUGUGUGAUCAUAUUGAUAAAGUUUCAUUUUCCCAAAACCAAACCAAUAAGAUGAACAGAGUUUGGAGCUUACACAGUUCUGUCAACCUAUUUUGGGUUUGUAUCUUCUUCUUCUUCUUCCUUUUCGGCCAUGGAUUUCCGUUGGGAGUCGAAACUGCCGAAGAAGAGACGCCAGUAUCCGAUCUUUUGAGUCGAGAUGAUUGGAGGCAGAUAGCUGGAUAUGGUGAGGAGAGACUGUCCACAGUUUUGGUCACAGGCUCUGUUCUUUGUGAAGCUUGUUUGCAUGGUGAUGAACCUCAAGUUCAUGCAUGGCCUAUUAAAGGUGCCAUGGUAGGUGUGAAUUGCCACAACAAUGGAAAGAACAGCAAAUCUUCUGAUUGGGUACAUGGAGUCACCGAUGAAUUUGGAGACUUCAUUAUUGAUAUUCCAUCCCAUCUUCAUGCAACCCGAAGCUUUGAAAAUGUCUGUUCCAUCAAGAUUCUUAAGACACCAAAGAACACACACUGCCGACCUGCUCAUUUAGCUGGAAUGAAGCAGCUGCAAUUAUCAUCGUUCGGAGGUGGCAUCCGUACAUAUACUUCUGGAGUCCUCAGGCUGCAGCACCAAACAUCUCGACCCCUGCAAGCUUGUACAAAUGAGGGGAGGGGUGAUCGUCAGACCUCAUGGUAGACAGAAGCCUAAUAAAGUGAAUGAAAUGGUUGCAGAGAUCAUAAUAUAUGGCUCAUGUAGAUGGCGCUGAAGUCACAACGAUGAGUUAUUUGUUUGUAGUUAGCACGAUAAAUUGGGUUUGGAUUGAUAUGUGUUGUUUGUGUAUAGAAACAUCUAGAUUAUGUAAUACACCAAUCUAUUUCAUACCAUA
This is a messenger RNA of Benincasa hispida (wax gourd), 1132 nucleotides long. Its product is annotated as Pollen Ole e 1 allergen and extensin family protein. Lineage: Eukaryota; Viridiplantae; Streptophyta; Magnoliopsida; Cucurbitales; Cucurbitaceae. The record is from RefSeq and is a predicted model, not a curated record.